Molecule: messenger RNA, 9063 nt
Organism: Petromyzon marinus (sea lamprey)
Lineage: Eukaryota; Metazoa; Chordata; Hyperoartia; Petromyzontiformes; Petromyzontidae
Product: TBC1 domain family member 9-like
Molecular function (GO): calcium ion binding
Source: RefSeq, a predicted model, not a curated record
CCCCACCCACCCACCCACCUCCAUCCUCUCUGAGACCAGCUGAUGAGUGGAGGCAGGGUUCGGAGAGGCCGAGAAGAGGCGACGCAAGGAAUGGAGAUGAUUUUAAAUUAAAGCGACGUUUAAAACAUUGAAAUAAACUACGAGUGAGAAGAGUUUAGGGAGGGAGGGAGGGGGUGUGUGUGGGGGGGGUAGGAGAUCGUUUAGGAGGUACGCCGCCAGAAUGUGGCUCAAGCCGGAGGAGGUUCUGCUGGCGAACGCCCUGUGGGUGACGGAGCGCGCCAACCCUUACUUCUUGAUGCAGAGGCGGCGCGGCCACGGGGACGGAGGCGGCCUCACAGGCCUGCUGGUGGGCACCCUGGACGUGGUGCUGGACUCGAGCGCCCGUAUCAGCCCAUACCGUGUGCUGCACCAGACGCCCGAGUCGCAGGUCUACUGGGCUAUUGCCACCGGAAGCUCUCGGCAGGAGGCAACGCGGCACUGGGAUUGGCUGGAACAGAACCUGCUGCAGACGCUGAGCGUGUUCGAGACGGAGGAGGAUGUCACGGAGUUCGUCAAGGGCAAAGUGCAGGGUAUAAUGGCAGAGGAGGGGCGGCAGCGCGGCGGCACGGCCGGUGCGGCGGGAGCCGAGCAGGACUCGGACAAGUUCAUGGAGGCCGUGGCCAAGUUCCGCAAGCUGUUCGGGAUGCCCGAGGAAGAGCGCCUUGUCAACUACUACUCCUGCAGCUACUGGAAGGGCCGCGUGCCGCGCCAGGGCUGGCUCUACCUCAGCGUCAACCACGUCUGUUUCUACUCGCUGCUGCUCGGCAAGGAGGCCAAGCUAGUGGUGCGCUGGGCGGACGUGACGUGCCUGGAGCGCACCGCCACGGUGGUGCUGCCUGAGAGCGUACGCGUGGCGACGCGCGACGGCGACCUCUUCUUCUCCAUGUUCCUCUCCGUGGGUGAGACGUUCCGUCUCAUGGAGCGUCUCGCCGACAUGGCCGUGCGCCGCCUGCUCAACAGCGGCGACGCCGCCCCGGGCCCCUCCGGCGCCUCCCAGAUGGACGCCAGUGCAGGCGGCGGAAGUGGCGGCGGCAUCGGCGGUGGCGGUGGCGGUGGCGGAGCUGCGGGCGGUGGGCUCGUUGGUGCCGGGUCCCUCCCCGGGAGCCUUGGGGCCGCUGCUGGUGGCGGUGGCGGCGCCGGGGGGGUGGGACCUGCGGGGGGGGGUGGCGGGGCGGGCGGCGGGGGCAACACGAGGUCCCCGCGCAAGGUGUCGGCGCUCAAGCGAGACCUGGAUGCGCGCGUGAAGAGCGAGGCAUACUGCUCAGCAUUCCGUCUGCCCCGCGACGAGCGGCUCGACGGACACACGGACUGCACGCUGUGGCUGCCCUUCAGCAAGAUGCACGCCGCCGGGCAGCUCUACGUCUCCUCCAACUACCUGUGCUUCUCCAGCCGCGAGGAGGGCCUCUGCAGCCUCGUCAUCCCACUCAGAGAGGUGACGGUGGUGGAGAAGGCGGACAGCUCGAGUGUGCUACCGAGCCCGCUGAGCGUGAGCACGCGUUCACGCACCAACUUCCUCUUCGCCAACCUGCGCGACCGCGCCUUCCUGCUGCAGCGCAUCUCUGAGCUGCUGCGCAGCAGCUCCGCCGUGGGCAAGCAGCAGGGUGCCCCCACGCCAACCGCGGGCACGCCGUCCUCCCAGCAGGGCUCCCAACCGCAGCCCAACGGCGCUGCCACUGGCUCCGCGGCGUCUGGCGUGGAUAGUCAGAACGGAGGGUCAGCACCCAGCAACGCACCCCAGGAGACCACGGAGGCGUUGAUGACCAUGUUCCACCGCUCGGACAGCCACACCAUUGACCUCAAGCAGGCGAAGGAGCUGAUGAAGGAGGAGUCGUGGAGCAUCCACUUUGCGGAGUUUGGCCGUGGCGUGUGCAUGUACCGCACGGAGCGCACACGCGACCUCGUCAUGCGCGGGAUCCCUGAGUCACUGCGAGGGGAACUCUGGAUGCACUUCUCUGGCGCGAUCCACGAGAUGAACUCGUACCCAGGCUACUACGCGGAGAUCGUGCGCAGCAGCAUGGGCCGCAUGAGCCUCGUGACGGAUGAGAUCGAGCGCGACCUGCACCGCUCGCUACCCGAGCACCCGGCCUUCCAGUCAGAGAUGGGCAUCGCCGCGCUGCGCCGUGUGCUCACUGCCUACGCACACCGCAACCCCUCCAUCGGAUACUGCCAGGCCAUGAACAUCGUGACGUCCGUGCUGCUUCUGUACACGAAGGAGGAGGAGGCCUUCUGGCUGUUGGUGGCUCUGUGUGAGCGCAUGCUACCCGACUACUACAACACGCGCGUCGUCGGAGCGCUUGUGGACCAGGGCGUGUUUGAGGAGCUGACACGGGAGCACCUGCCCCAGCUGUGCGAGCGGAUGCAGGACCUGGGUGUCAUCUCCACCAUCUCCCUGUCAUGGUUCCUCACGCUCUUCCUGUCCGUGCUGCCCUUCUCCAGCGCCGUCUGUGUGGUCGACUGCUUCAUGUUGGACGGGGUGCGCAUGAUCUUCCAGCUGGCCCUGGCCGUGCUGCACGCCAACAUGGGCAAGCUGCUGUCGUGCCACGACGAUGGCGAGGCCAUGACCAUCCUGGGCAGUUACCUGGACAGUGUCACCAACAAGGACAGCACGCUGCCACCGAUAACGCAUCUGCACGCGCUGCUGUCUGAGAACACCGAGCCUCAGCCAGAAGUGGACAUCUUCCAGCUCAUCCGCACGUCUUAUGAGAGGUUCGGCUGCAUCCGGGCUGAGGUGAUAGAGCAGAUGAGGUUCAGGCAACGUCUGAGAGUCAUCCAGACCCUCGAGGACACCACCAAGAGAAACGUUGUUCGCUCCAUCAUGACUGAGACUCAGUUCACUCUGGAAGAGCUAGAGGAACUCUUUGUGCUCUUCAAGUGGGAGCACCUGCGCAGCUGUUACUGGGGAAGCGCCGCCGCUGCCGGCGCUGGCGCUGGCGGCGGCGCUGGCGCCGGCGGCGGCGAUGGCGACGGCGGGAGCACGGCGGUGCCAGUCAGCGAGCGGCACGACCCGAGCCUGCCCUACCUAGAGCAGUACCGUGUGGAUGCGGCGCAGCUCCACUCACUGCUCACAGCGCUGUCGCCGUGGGUGCGGGGGCCGCACCCCCCGCCACUCGCGCCGCGCCUCUUUCGCCUGCUCGACACCAACCGCGACGGCCUCAUCAACUUCAAGGAGUUCGUGAGCGCGCUCGGGAUAAUGUACCAUGGAGACCUGACCGAGAAGCUGAAACUCCUCUACAAGUUGCAUCUUCCUCCAGCUCUCAGUCCCUCGGAGCACGAGGAGACAGAGUCAGCGCUGGAAGCCACGCGAUUCUUCUAUGAGGACAUCACGCCAUGCACCCCACAGCACGUGGGAGUGCCCAAGCGGGCAGGCGACGCUUACAGCGACCUCGACAUUAACACCCCCGAGCACAGGGCACUGUGGCACUCUCGUGGGAUGGUGAGCGACGUGGACGACGCUCACCUGGCAGAGUUGACUGAGGGCUCCUUGAGUGUGGACAACAAACGCAUAGACAAAGGCGGAGCGGAGGCCAGGGACUACCGCUACUACCUGCGCAAGUGGGCCCAGGAGACAGAGCUCAAGAAGGAGAGCAUCAAGGACUUGCCCAAGAUGAACCAGGAGCAGUUCAUCCUGCUGUGCAAGACCCUGUACUCACUGUUUGCGGAGCAUCCGCACGAACAGCAGCUCUACCACUCCAUCGCCACGGUGGCCAGCCUGCUGCUGGAGCUCGGCGAGGUCGGCAAACGCUUCAGCCAGCACCGCAACCGCACCGCCGGCAACGCAGCCACCGCCGGCAACGCUGCCUCCUCCGGAAAUGCCGCCGCCGCGAUAAACCUCACGGCGAACAGCACAGAUGACAGCAUCGACCGGAUGGUGGACGAAAUGGCGGAGGAAGUGGCCUCGGCGUCGGACGUUGCGAUUGGGGGCGGCCAGGAAGAGGCUCCGUCGAUGCCGCGCAAGGACGAGCGCGACCGCGCGUCGCUCAACAACCUCGUUGUGUCGGACGACGAGUUCAACUCCAAGGACGACACGUCGGUGUCGUCCUACUCUGUCGUGAGCGCCGGCUCCAUCCCCUGCUCGGACGACGGCUGCUCCUCUGACGACGGCGCCGUCGUGCUGGUGGCACCUACCGCCGAGGGCUCGCGCCGGUCCAGCGGUAACGGUGGGGGGGAGGCUGCGGCCGGCGGUUCCUGCCCUCCUCUAGCCGCUCCUGCAGCUGCAGGCGCUUCAUCGUCGUUGGCGGCAACGGCGGCAGCGCCGACGCCGCCGCGGCGGUCGCCGGCUCGCGGGCGCCCCGACCGUGAGUGGGCCGUGAGCUUCGAGCAGUUCCUGGCGUCGUCACUGACGGAGGCGGCGCUCGUGUCGUUCUUUGAGGAAACGCCUGCGCCUGGCAGCCUCAUGGAGCGCGUGCGGUCCGCCAAGACGGGCCGUGCCAUCCCCGAGUGCCCCUCGCCAUCCCCGACCACUGCCGUCGACGCCGUGAGGUUUCCCGGGGAUGGCCGGGCCGUGUCGCCAGGGCAGGGAGAGUCCGGUGAUGGCAAAACGCCAGGCCGCGGAAGCCCCGGUGUUGCCGAUCCCUUCGCUGCCAGCCUAGCGGUUUAGAAGUUCUACUCAGGCAUUGGGUAAGCUAGAGAAGGGGUGACGAGUGAGAGGAGAUUGUAUACGGGGGGAGGGGGGUCAGAAUGUAAAAGGCAGAGUUAGGAGAUGAAUAUAGGAACUUGAAUGAAUCAGGGCUUCAGUUUGGCCUCCAUUUCAUUCCAGUGUUGGUGAAGUCCUGUCCAACAUUCCCUUCAUGCCAAGGUCGUAGGAUAGGACUGUGUAGCAUUGUCUUGAGGCAGGGGGUGGGACCGCAGCAGAAAGUGUGAAAAGGGUUGAUCGUUGUAUUGUGAAUGGUGGGAUGUAAUGAAUGUUAGGUUUGUUGCAAAACUUUGUACGUUUCUCUGUUAGUGAUCAUAGCCUUUGAGACGGACGAUUCUCUAGAUACCAAAUGUUAAUCUCCUUGUUGGAAGUUGCGCUGUACCCUGGAAUUUUUUUUCUCCGUAUGCCGUUAUACCAUAAGUAUUUUCAGAUCCGAGAAGUUCUUUCAGAUUCCGAUUGUUGUUUUGAAUCCUGUAAAUUACUCAAGAUUCUGCAACGUGCUCUAUAUUCCGAAUGAAUUUCCUGAGAAUCUCCGAAGUUGCUCCAGAUCCCGGAAUGCAAAUCUGUCUCUUAUAAUCUGCGCUGUGCAACUGCCUUGCCAAUGCUCUCCUGCUGACCAACCAACAUUCAUCGAGUUCAGAAGGCAAGUCCAAUUAUGCAACAUUGAUUGGCUUUUGGAGACUGGUCCGAUUAGAUAUCUUUGAUCUGGAAUAUCAACUUCUUAUUCGAGCUUUUUACUCGGCAUUCAAAUUGAUUUGUGUGCUCAUUAUAAUUGCAUUGAAUCGUGUGUGUAAGAAUCGAUUAUGUACCAUUUUCGGUAAUAUAUGCAAUGAUAUGCUCAUUUAGGCUAACAGAAAUUUAUUUUUUUUGCAAAAUUGGACAAAAAACUAAGUUGGUAAAAAGUAGACGGAAAUGGAAUGUAUUUAAUCGACAAAUGAAAUCGCUGGGAGAAUGAACUGUGACUCACAGUUCUCAAGGUCCGAUCUCUGAGAUCAUAAUCUGAUCUCGGAGAUCGAUUAAGUGAGAGAGUUUGACCUGAUCCACAGGGCUCAUUUCGAUUCAAUUGCACAGUGACUUCAUUUAGUGUUUCUUCUCUCGUAAAACUGCACGCUGCGGAGACCACUGUUUUUGUUUUAUUUUAACCGAGCUUUUUGGUAAUCAGCUAAUUGCUCAAUCACAAUUAACUAUCGGUCAAAGAAAACAUAAUCCCGCUCGUAUAUAAAUUAUGUGUUUUUUUUUUCACCUGAGAUAACAUGUACAGAUAUAAUCGUAAAUAUUAACAGUGAUGUGAAGCGUACAAAUUGUCUCCACGUAGAGGCUAUGAUGAUAUUGUUAAUUGCACCAUGACAAAAUGCUGUUUGCUCAAGUGAGUUGAGGGGGUUGAAUUCCUCCCAGCUCCUCAGCUCCGCGCGUUCCAACCCCCACCCCCCCCCCCGUCAUCAGUAGAAGACUCGAGUUCAUCGGUGGGCCGAUAAACCGCACGCUGCUUGGUGGAGUUUACCCACCGCUUCUGCGUCCCGUGCCGGUUCACGGUUAGAUGGCCCACGGUCCGAUUUCGGCUACGGCCACAAGCUCCACGUAAAAUGAAGAGGGAAGUGUUGAUUUGAUGAUCAUAUCGUCAGUAUCAUCAUCACCAAUUGAAGCACGCCUUCAGCUGUCUAGUGCCACUGUAGUCAAGUUUCAAGUUUACAAAUUCAACACUAAAAUUUGAUAGAGUAACUGUUACCAUGACAUUGAGGUCAAACGGGUAAACUUUCACAUGUUAAUACUUGUCAGUGGGAAUGCAAACCGUUAACUAAAGAACAUUUAGUCGCAAUUGAAUUUUUUUUUCAUCUGUUAGGUUCUGAAAACUCACUUUCCCAAUUCCAGUUUAUCGGCUCCUUUAGGUGGGCGAGAGGACCUCCUGAUGGGAAGCGAAGCCAUGGUGGCAUGUGUGCUUCUCUCGCGGAAACCGCGCACAAGCAGUGAUGUUACACGAAGAUCGAAGCUGCUGGACACACACAACGUGUUGCGUGUUCCUUUUAUGUCCCCAGCACUAACCACAAACCUUACCCCAACUAUCUGUCUUGCUCUACAAUGAACACUAGCUCUACCAUCGCAACACGCACAACUCUCCUUCGGUUCAGAUUCUAACGUAAACACAGGUCCUGUUCACAAUUCUAACCAAUCCUAUCUUUAACACGAAUAGCCACAUUCCUAGCCCUAUUACACUAACCACAUUUAGACGUAUAACCCUAAACCUUAAGAGGAAUUCUAAACCUUAAGUAAAAUUUUCGCAUGAGUAUAAUUCAAGCAUUCAUUUAACCAUAAUCACAACUGCCACCUUUGCCCUAUUCCCAGAACUGGUGACAACCUUGGCCAUAAACCUAUCUAUGAGCCUGCAACAUAAAACCAUUACAUUUAUUUCAUUUAAUCAGGCAAAGCACCUGACACCACUCAUUGUUCAGAGAAACGUUCACUGCAACACGAGUAACACCUUUUUAAGUAAAUGAUACAAACCGCUUAGAACACGUUUUCUGAACAAUACGGCACCUUGAUGAUAUUUUUUGCAACUUUGUAAGCGAGAUUAAUCGUUUUUUCUCCCCACACAGGUGGUUUUCUCAAAUAGGCUUUGUUUCUUUCCCAUGCAUCAUGGCACUGCGGUUCUGUGCCUCUGCCUUAGCGUCUGAUUUAGGAGCCGACUCCAGCAACACCUCUCCCGUGUGUAACUCAAACUACUCAAAGUAAACUUCUGCUGCGCAAAAUCAAACUGAGCCAAGGCCGACGAUGCUGCCUUCCCUUGCCCUAUUUCCAUGACCAUUUCCAAUUUGGCUAGACCCUUCCCAGUGCCAAUGCUGCAUUGAGGCCCCAACAUUACAAGCGGUCUUAGGAUCUCUGCAGAAUCUACCUGGGAGUGUGCAACCCAUGGCCUGUGGGCUGGCCACAACUUGUGGUGAGGUUUAUACCGGCGCACAAGCAACAGGGUGUGUGAAUACACGUCAAACUACUCGAUGUGCUCUGUUGGCCUCGGACAGGCUUGCACGCCCACUUUUUUCUCUUGAACCUGGCAUCACGUUUGCGAGGAGCUUCUGAAUGUAGCCCAUUCUCCACAGAAAGUGGCACAAUCCUAAUAUAAACUUUUCUUUUCAUCAAGAACCUAACAUCCAGCUUUAUAAACUCACCCAAAUUACUCUGCAAAGCUUAACACCAGAAAAGAAAAAGCAAUCCCACAACUGAAAAGCCAAACAUUACACUAUGAAGGAGGGGAAAUCAAUUUGUGGAACACACUAGCCAAUCAAAUGUAGCCCUACACCUAACCAAGUAGAUAAUCUCCCACUAACUAGUACUGUACUGGUACUUUCAUGUCUCUAAAAACCCUUCCCCUAACCUAUCAUGUGCACAUUUUGUUAUUGAUGGGUCAGUCACUGGGUUGCGAUGGGCAAGAUGAGAGGUGCUGAGAUGGUGGACUGAUAUGGAGGCUCCUUUAACUCCAGUUCCAGUUGUGAUCUCGCUCCUGUUGUCUUUGUCUUGUUUUAAGCUCGUUGUGACUCCAUCUUUAAAUUCUGUCCAAUUUCUGCUCUGUCCAUUAUCCACAUCCGGUUCCAAUUGUGGCUCUUGCUCUGACUUCGAAUGCAGCCCAGCUCUAGCAGUGCCUCAUGUUGCAAUCUGGUUUUAGUCCAGUUACAGCUUUGGCGUUGUGAUCUUUUUGUGAUCGUGGUUUGGUUCUAGACUGGUUCUAGUCCAGAUCUGGCUGCACCUUUGCUCAAAGAAAAAGUUUGUGGAAACAUAAUUUGUGUCUCAUGUGCUACACGACGAAUGUGGCUGCUGCACGUGACAUUCAGCCUUGAGUAAAUGACGCACAAGAGGGAUUUAUGUUAUGGCCCAAGGUUUGGAGUCGGACUUAAAGCACCUUUAGGAUUCUUAAGGUUCAGUGUUAUUGCCUGGGCUAGGAGUGCCAUACUGAAGCAACAUUUAGGAUUCUGAGGGUUCAUUGCUCAUGCCUGGAAAUAGGUCAGCCGAGACUAGCACCCUCAGAUUUCUUAUGGCCUGUUGUUAAGAUUAGGGUGCCCUUAGGUUCCCGAGGGGUCAGAUAACCUCUUGCAUUGGGAUUGUUCAUUCGGGCAUGUCACAACCGCUACACCUUCGUGUAGAUGCACCUUUAAACAUCGUACCUUAUUAAUCAUUACGGUUCUUUGUACAUCAUAUUAAUGUCGGCCUCUUGUUAUUCAUAGCAAAUGGCACAUGAACGUUAAUUAAACUCUUAAAAUUAUAUCUAAAGAGUACAAAUCCUGGUCUGCCUUUGUUUUGUGUGGUGGGAGACUGUAAAGGCUGUAUGCGUGUGUAUGGUUGGUUAGAAGAGGGGUGGACAAACCUGAAAUUUGGACUGAUGAAUAGGUGCAUCUGGAACCAAG